UUUCAAAUUCAAAUCAUCAAUCCGCAGAAGUCGCGAAUGGCACCGCUAAAGGUCAACGCUAGGCGACGCAAUUACAACCAGAGAACCACGUCAUCGUCCUUUAAACCCCCCUUCUUCCAGAAACCCUAGAUAGUCAGCUCAACCAUCCUCACGCCUUCUCUCUUUCUUCUUCUGCGUCUCCUCUUCUUCUUCUUCUUUUUCUUCUGUUUCUGCAUCUCCUUUUCUUUUUCUUCUUCUUUUGCUUCAUCUUCUCUUAUUCAGAGAUGAUCGAAGCAAUGGAGGAGCGAGAACUGCCGAUUGAGCUUAGGGCAGUGCAGUCUCUAGGGUUAGGGUUCGAUUUGACCAACGAUUUCAGAGUGAAGUUCGCUAAGGGGAAUCCAGGUGAACGGUUGGUGGUCAUCAAUGAGGCGAACACGAGAGACAUUGUGAUUCCUGGUGGGAAGACGAUUGAGAAUGUGUCCAAUGAUAUCAGGUGUGAUAAAGGGGAUACUGUUCGCUUCCAAUCUGAUGUGCUCGAGUUCAAUCAGAUGUCAGAGUUACUCAAUCAGAAAUCUUCGAUACAAGGGAAGGUUCCUUCAGGAUAUUUUAAUUCUAUUUUUGAAUUAAGUGGAGCCUGGUUGCAGGAUGCCACAGACACUAAACACCUCGCUUUUGACGGUUACUUUGUUUCACUGUAUUAUUUGCACCUAACGGCAUCUCCAUUACUUCUCCAAGAGAAAGUAAAGAAAGCUGUCCCAUCUAUCUGGGACCCAGCAUCAUUAGCAAGGUUCAUCCAGACAUAUGGGACACACAUAAUUGUAGGAAUGGGCGUUGGAGGUCAGGAUCUAGUUUGUGUUAGACAAAAGCCCUUUUCAUCGGUUCCUCCAGCUGAUCUCAAAGGAUACUUGGAGGAUCUUGGAGAUCGCCUGUUUGCAGAUGGAAGGAGGCCCUUGCCACUAGGGAAAACCAGAGAUGCCAAGCAGAAGGUUCCGGAGGUCUUCUACCGUAUCUUGCAGUCAAAUACCAUGCAUUUGACCAGCAUUUCAGAAUCAUCAAGCAAGGAUGGCCUCACCAUCAUUUGCUCCAAAAGGGGAGGGAAUGCAUUUUUGUAUAGUCACUGCGACUGGCUACAGACAGUUCCUUCUAACCCUGAUGUUAUACUCUUCAAGUUUGUGCCUAUUACUUCUCUUCUUACUGGGAUUCCGGGCAGUGGCUAUCUCAGUCAUGCAAUCAAUCUCUAUCUUCGCUAUAAACCCCCGCCAGAGGAUUUACGGUACUUUUUGGAGUUUCAAGUUCCUCUUCAAUAUGCACCUAUGUUUUCUGAGCUGCCUCUUGGCCCUCAAAGAAGAAAGGUUUCCGGUCCUGCCUUGCAGUUUCGAAUCAUGGGUCCCAAGCUUCGUGUCAGCUCCACCCAGGUGUCAACUGAUCGAAAGCCAGUGACUGGUUUGCGCUUGUAUUUAGAAGGGGAAAAAUGCAACCGGUUAGCCUUACAUUUACAGCAUUUGUCCAGUAUUCCAAAUAUUCUAGAAUCUUUGUGGGCAGUUUCCAAAACAUCAAGGCCAUCCGAGUGGAGAGGGUCUGAUGACUAUGAGAUUAGCAGUCAAUACUUGGAGCGAGUCCAAUGGAGGAGAUACUCAAACAUAUGCACACUGGCUGUCGAGCAUGACCCUAAAUGGUUGCGGGGUGAAAAUGAUGGUGUUUUUGUGGUAACAGGCGGCCAGCUUGUCACCAGAGGGAAGUGGCCAAAGACGGUGCUUCAUCUUCGUCUACUUUUUACCUACCUGCCCUAUUGCAGCAUCCGGAAGACUGAUUGGGCUACUGUACCAGCUGUUUCUCAGAAGUCAAACUUCCUUGCAAACCUGAGUACAACCUUCCUGCGAAGUGAAGUGACAGGUCCCCCAAAGCAAGUGCCUGCUCAACUGAACUCAGGGAUAUACCCCGAUGGUCCACCAUUGCCUGCUAAUGCUCGCAAGCUAUUACGGUAUGUUGAGACAGCAGAGGUGGUGCGUGGUCCUCAUGAUAACCCAGGACAUUGGCUGGUAACAGCUGCAAAGCUUGUAAUUGAAGGCGGCAAGAUUGCUUUGCAAACUAAAUUUGCCUUGUUAAAUUAUCCCUCAUGAGCAAGGAAUAGUUGGUGUAUAUAUAAAAUGGCUGCAUAAAUGAUUGAUCUAUGUGUUUGAUUUUUUCAUUGUAAUUAUAUUUGUUAGUGAGAGUUGAUAAAGAAUUGUAAAAAUGCAGAAAUUGGCAUGCAAAGAUGAGACUCAUUUUGUUUAACUC
Telopea speciosissima is the source of this 2256-nucleotide messenger RNA. Its product is annotated as MACPF domain-containing protein At4g24290-like. Gene Ontology annotation, biological process: regulation of salicylic acid mediated signaling pathway; plant-type hypersensitive response. The transcript has 7 exons. Lineage: Eukaryota; Viridiplantae; Streptophyta; Magnoliopsida; Proteales; Proteaceae. Gene Ontology annotation, cellular component: plasma membrane. The record is from RefSeq and is a predicted model, not a curated record. The coding region runs from base 264 to 2099 and encodes 611 amino acids.